Molecule: messenger RNA, 806 nt
Organism: Aedes aegypti (yellow fever mosquito)
Lineage: Eukaryota; Metazoa; Arthropoda; Insecta; Diptera; Culicidae
Product: actin-related protein 2/3 complex subunit 3-like
Exons: 2
Coding region: 181-717 (178 amino acids)
Biological process (GO): Arp2/3 complex-mediated actin nucleation; regulation of actin filament polymerization
Cellular component (GO): cytoskeleton; Arp2/3 protein complex
Molecular function (GO): actin filament binding
Source: RefSeq, a predicted model, not a curated record
CAACUUUCUUUGUUUGCUCUCAAAUCAAAACAUCGCGUUGGUGUUCUGGCUUCGGGUCCACUCUGGGUGCAAAACUUGCUAGUGCAAAAUACUAUAAAAAAAACUGAAAUUAUUAUCUAGUUCCAGUCUAAUACACAAGGAUUGAUACAGAUCAACAUCCAUUAAACUUCUGUUGCAAAAAUGCCCGCUUAUCAUUCCCAAAUCAAGGACUACAGCCAAUCCGUGGGUAACAUGGCAAUUCUGCCGCUGCGUACCCAGGCGCGUGGACCUGCACCAACAAACGCCAGCAUCGAGCAGGACAUCAUCGAUGAAUCCUUGUACUACUUCAAGGCGAAUGUGUUCUUCCGGACGUACGAAAUCAAGUCCGAGGUCGAUCGAGUGCUAAUCUACAUCACUCUCUACAUUACCGAGUGUCUGAAGCGCCUGCAGCGGUGUUCCAACAAAAACCAAGGCCUGCAGGAAAUGUACACGCUGGCCAUUUCCAAGUUCGACAUUCCCGGUGAGGCUGGCUUCCCGUUGAAUGCCGUCUACGCCAAACCGUCCUCGACUACGGAAGCGGACUUGAUGAAACAGUAUUUGCAACAGCUGCGGCAGGAAAUCGGCAUCCGGGUUUGCGAAAAGGUGUUCUCCGGAGAGGAUGGCAAACCGAGCAAGUGGUGGUUGUGCUUCGCCAAGAAGAAGUUCAUGGAUAAGUCGCUGUCGGGACCUGGACAGUAAAUGGCCCCAAAAUAAGGUAUGCAUGGUUCAAUUAGGUAUUACAUACAUUGUUCACUUGUCUAAUAGGAACAUUCUUCUAUAAAUGCAAA